AAAAAAAAAAAAAAAAAAAAAAACUGACAUGCAAAUCAUUAUACUAUGCUUUUCUUUAACAGAUCUCAUUCUAUACAUACAUAUAUACAUAUCUAUUAUUUGAAAUAAAAUGGCUAUUAUAAAGAAAACAAAGAAUUAUAGAAAGAAAAAUAUUGAUUCUGAUGAUGAAGCAGAAAAUCUGACUGAGCCUAUACAAGAAAUUAGCGAAACACUUGAAGAACUGGCAGAAUUGCGAAAAAUGCGUCGUAAACAUACUGGUAUCGAUGCAGAAAAACUAUUAAAAGGAGCAGAACAGAAAAAGAAGAAAAGAAAGACAGAGACUGCAAAUGGUUGGAAUUUAAAAACUGGAGGUUUAGUAGAUUCAGAUGCAUAUAGAGCCAAGUUAGAUGAAGAAGGAUCGAGUGCAACCAAAAAAUUAAAACUAGAUGCCUUUGCUUCAGCCACAAAUACUUUAGAUGUUGAUAAGCACAUGAUGGAAUACAUUGAAAAUGAAAUGAGGAAAAGAAGAGGUGGAAAGGGAGUUAAUGAUGAAGAUGAAGACGGUGAUGAAGAUGGAGAUAAAGGAUUUGUUGAUAUUUAUGAAGAGUUAUACCAUAUCCCUGACAGAUUAAAAACUGAAAAGAAAGAAGAAGAAGGCAACGUUCAACUAUCAACACAAAUGCUUACAGCUAUUCCUGAAGUUGAUCUUGGCAUUGAUACACGUUUAAAGAAUAUUGAAGAAACUGAAAAAGCAAAGCGAAGAUUGAUUGAGGAGAGUCAACGAGAAAACGAGACAGAAAAUAAAUUGUAUCAAGAUAAUAUACCUGCUAAUUUCGAAAAGCAGUCUGUAAAUAAGUUUAGGCCACGACUAGAUCAAAAUUUGAAAGCAACUGAUGAACAAGCAGUCGCAAGAUUUAAACGUAGAAUGAGAAAAUAAUAAAGAUAAGAGACUGGUCCAGACUAAUAAGAUGGAGUCUUUUAUUAUUAUUAUUAUUGUUUACUAAAUGAAGUUAUAAAAUUGUUUAUUUUAACAAGUACUAGAUAGAAAAGUCUU
Cokeromyces recurvatus is the source of this 1033-nucleotide messenger RNA. RefSeq names its product hepatocellular carcinoma-associated antigen 59-domain-containing protein. The record is from RefSeq and is a predicted model, not a curated record. Gene Ontology annotation, biological process: mRNA splicing, via spliceosome. The coding region runs from base 110 to 916 and encodes 268 amino acids. Lineage: Eukaryota; Fungi; Mucoromycota; Mucoromycetes; Mucorales; Mucoraceae. The transcript has 5 exons. Gene Ontology annotation, cellular component: spliceosomal complex.